Molecule: messenger RNA, 1454 nt
Organism: Planococcus citri (citrus mealybug)
Lineage: Eukaryota; Metazoa; Arthropoda; Insecta; Hemiptera; Pseudococcidae
Product: SEC14-like protein 4
Exons: 8
Coding region: 214-1161 (315 amino acids)
Cellular component (GO): cytoplasm
Source: RefSeq, a predicted model, not a curated record
GGUAAUUGGGUAUUAAACAGAUAUUUCCCGCUGUGAUGAAAAAUACUAGGUUUUUUAAAAACUCUAAAAUUCUGGCAAGUUUUUCUUUUAUCGAGCUAGUUUUUCAAGAUAAAUGAAUCAAAUAAAAUUUUCGUUUUCACCCAUUUUCUCUGCGCAAGUAUACUGCACGAAUUAUUCGAACUAUCGAAAAUUCCAUUUGUAUCCGGCAAAGAUAUGAUCACCAUCGGUUUGCUUUUAUUAACUUACGUUUCCCACGAAGUGACCAGCAAAGAAAUCGGAAGUCAGCAAAGUGAAAGAGACGCUCUUUUGAAACUUCGUGAACGAGUACGAGACUGUUUGACCGAAGAUUACCAAGACAGUGAAUAUUUGUUGAGGUGGUUACGAGAUAAUAAAUUUGAUGUAGACAAAGCGGAGCAGAUGUUACGAAAAUCGAUCGAAUGGCGCAGAGAAUGGAAAGUGGAUAAAUUAAAAAACCUCGAAUUACCGGAACUUUUUAAGCGAUAUUUCACUCACGGUUUGAGUGGAUUUGACAAAGAAGGUGCUCCUGUCGUUAUCGUGCCUUUUUCUGACCUGGACGCUCCAGGAAUUUUGAAUCUUGUCGGAAGCGACGAAUUUAUCACCGGAACUCUGAAAGUAUUCGAAUAUUAUCAAAUACUAGCCCGACAACGAUUUUCGGAAUUUGGCCCAAAUGCCGGUAAAAUUCUUCUCAUUAUCGAUAUGACCGGAUUUCAUUUUAAAUUGACGACAAAAUUAAGCGAAGCCAAAAUUCUGGGUAGACGACUGACACAAAUGUACCAAGACAACUAUCCGGAUUCUAUGAAACAUUGUUUUCUACUUAAUGUUACUUCGACUUUCAAAUUAGCGUUUAGUAUGAUGUCCAGUUAUCUGGGUAAUCUUAAACCUCAUAUUAAACUGUAUAAAGCGUCAGAAUUUGCCAAAGCUAAGCAAGAUUUAUUAGAACGAGUCGAAGCCGAUCAAUUACCAGCUCAUUAUGGAGGUACAAUGACUGAUGCCGAUGGAAACCCUAAAUGUGUAACGAAAAUUAAUUACGGUGGUCGUGUUCCGGAGAAUUAUCCAGUCGAAAAUCGUUUGAUAGAUUUACUCGGCAAAUAUGACGAUUCGGAGGAUUCAAGUUCAGAAUGUUACGAAGGAAUAAUUUGAUAUUUUAUCACCGAGUAAAAAUCAACACUUGUAUAUAAUAUGUAAUUUUUUUCAAAUUUUUUAUAAGAAUUUAUUUGUCAUAGUACCUAUAAGUACCUGCCAAUUUUUUUUUCACUUGUGUGGGGAAUAUAAUCGUAUAGGAAAGUCGAAUUUAAGGAAUAAUAAAAGAGUCGAUGUUUUAUACUAAGGACAAGAAGUAAUCAGGUUAGACAUCAUUUGGUCAAAUGAUGUAGAGACUCGUCAAUUUUAAAAGUAUUAUCAAAAUAAAACCAUUGAAAUUGUUAUGAAACUAA